GCUGGAGAACAUAUAUUCACCGUCUUAUUCCCCGAAAGAGCAGUCUGUAGGCUACUCGAGGAACGACCUACUUCAACAACCAAAUAAACCUUUGGGACAUAAUUAAUCUGAAGUUUUGAGCUCAUGGCAGCAAUACCACUGGGGGAAUAAACUAAGAUGAACUGAGGACAAUUUGGAAACAAAUAAUUACUCUGAAAAUAAAGAAGAACAAAGAAGAAGCUACUAUUGUUUAUGACAUCUUGUAUCAGUCAUCUUUUUUCACCAGAAAUCUCUAAAAAUGAGACACAUCGUCUGAGCUAAAAGAAGACACGCGGAAGUUACCCAAACUAAAGUACUGACAUUUAAAGAUUGCCAGCAAUAAUAUCGACAAGACACACUGCGGCGAUGGAUUCAGGCGGCAAGCAAGUAACCUUCCAGUUGAUGCUGACGGUGGGAGCAGCGGUGAUUGGCUCGCUGCAGUUCGGUUACAACACCGGUGUCAUCAACGCCCCUCAGAAGGUUAUUGAGAGCUUCCUCAACGAAACAUGGAACACACGCUACAAAGUCCAAAUCACCAAGACCUCCCUCACCACCCUGUGGUCCGUCUCCGUCGCCAUCUUCUCUGUCGGUGGUAUCUUCGGCUCCUUCUCCGUGGGCCUGUUUGUCAACCGCUUUGGCAGGAGGAACUCCAUGCUGAUGGCCAACGUGCUGGCCUUUGUCGCCGCUGCUUUAAUGGGCUUCUCUAAGCUAGGUGAGUCGUGGGAGAUGCUGAUCAUCGGGCGCUUCGUGGUGGGACUUUACUCCGGCCUCUCCACUGGCUUUGUACCCAUGUACGUGGGUGAGGUGGCCCCCACUGCCCUUCGAGGAGCCCUGGGUACCCUCCACCAGCUGGGCAUUGUCAUGGGCAUCCUGAUGGCACAGGUGUUUGGCAUGGAUGCCUUAAUGGGGAACGAGUUACUGUGGCCCUUCCUGCUGGGCUUCACCUUCAUCCCAGCCCUGGUGCAGUGUGCCCUGUUGCCCUUCUGCCCCGAGAGCCCCCGCUUCCUCCUCAUCAACCGCAACGAGGAGAACAAGGCCAAAACUGUCCUGAAGAAGCUGCGUGGGACCACAGACGUGAGUGCAGACAUGCAGGAGAUGAAGGAGGAGGCCAGGCAGAUGAUGAGGGAGAAGAAGGUGACCAUCCUGGAGCUGUUCCGCUCGCCACUCUACCGCCAGCCCAUCUUCAUCGCCAUCAUGCUCCAGCUCUCCCAGCAGCUGUCUGGCAUCAACGCUAUUUUCUACUAUUCUACCCGUAUCUUUGAGAAGGCCGGAGUUGCUCAGCCUGUUUAUGCUACAAUUGGUGCCGGCGUGGUCAACACAGCCUUCACUGUGGUGUCGCUGUUUGUGGUGGAGCGCGCUGGACGCAGGUCUCUCCACCUGCUGGGGCUGAUUGGAAUGGCAGGCGCUGCCGUCCUGAUGACCAUCGCUCUGGCUCUGCUGGACCAGCUGCCAUGGAUGUCCUACGUGAGUAUUGUGGCCAUAUUUGCCUUCGUAGCGUUCUUUGAGAUCGGCCCGGGUCCCAUCCCCUGGUUCAUCGUGGCUGAGCUGUUCUCCCAGGGACCCCGGCCCUCGGCCUUCGCUGUGGCUGGCUUCUCCAACUGGACUGCCAACUUCAUAGUGGGCAUGGCCUUCCAGUAUGUAGAGGAGUUGUGUGGCCCUUAUGUCUUCGUCAUCUUCACCAUACUGCUGCUCAGCUUCUUCAUCUUCACCUACUUCAAGGUGCCUGAGACCAAGGGCCGGACGUUUGACGAGAUCUCGGCCGGGUUCCGCCAGUCGGCUGGCACUGGGGGAGAGAAGCACUCGCCAGAGGAGCUUAACAGCCUGGGGGCUGACUCUCAGCUCUAAGCACCUGUCCCUCCCCUCUCCUCUCGUUCCACACCCCCUGAUGAGGCCCGGCCCUGAACCCUCCCUGACCACCCCAACCUGAGGGGACUACUCACUAACUGCGUGAAAACUACUAAACUGACACACUGGUUGUCAUUACAUUUCAGGCAUCUUCACCAAGCUGAGAACAGAUGCCCCGAUCCCCCCUCCUGAUCCCCUGUCUCAAUGUCUCUAGCUCCUUUCUCUUCUCAUCACAACACAAACUUGGUGUGAGCAGGGACAUGGGUGGAAGAGGGUGGCUUGGAAUGGUAGAUGGUUAGAAGAAGGAAAAGGGGGGUCUUCAAUUACACAACGUCAAAUGCUAAGUAACCUUUACUUUAUUUUCUCUUGCCUUACUCAUUUUGUCGGUUUAGAUAUCCAUGCUUAUGUCCCUUAUGCAGGUCUCAGUACUUCUCAUUGUAAGGGAUGAUUUUAAAGUUCAGAAUUUGUGUUUUUGUUCCCUUUGAUACUUGAUGAGACAGAGCAUACUGUAUAGCAACACUGUAGCCACAGCAAAUUUGAGCAAUUGGUGUGGAAUUGAAAUAUGACAUUUGUACUGUUUUCCAACAGGGGGAGCAGUCCUCAAUAAAAGGCCUUCUACUGUAUUGUACCGCAACUACACUUGCUUUGCCAGUCCAGAGGGACUAAACCACAACUAAUGGUUAUUCUGUUCCACAGAGGGAAUGUCUGAGGCUACAUAUAACAAUAUGUAUGUCUUUAUUACACAGACUCUCUGUUUAUGACCUACAUUAUUUACUGGAACAAUCAAGACCUUCAAGACAUUGCAUGCCAUGUAAAUAUUUUUUUUACCAACUCAUUUUGAACUUCUGUCCAGAUAGGUUUUUGAUUAUUUUAGGAAUAUUUGUUUCUUAUGGAAAAAUAAAUGAAAUCAUGAAUAGUCGUUUUUUAUGAGGUUUAUUUCUUAGUGAAUUACAAGCACUGUUACAAAAAUGCCAUCAAACAUUGGGUGAAUACUUUUGGGCUGUAAGUAUGUGUACAUUUUAUAUUUCAUUCCCAAGCUUUUAGACCAUUUGGGGUCAGACUCCCAACUAAUGUUCUAUGUUUAUAGAAAAGUAGUGAUUUUUGUUAUUGUAACUCCACAAUUAUUUUGCAUAGUUCAGCACUGUAGGGGCUGCUAUCUUGUUCAAUGAUGUUUUGUGACACAUAGCUGACAACCCUGUAUAAUUGGCUGAUUCAGCCGACACCACCUCUUGAUGUAGAGGUUCCUGUCUAUGACUGCUGUGCCACUUCAAGAAGGUUUCCUUUCUUGUUAUAAGGCAUUUUGAGGAAAGUUGUCUUUUUAGAAGCAUUUUAUCAUCCACAGUGUUGGUUGUGUUGUCACAAAAAAUAUUCCAUAAUAGUAGUUGGAGCAUGGAUCAAAACAUUCUACAAAAUAUGGAACCCCGUUAUGUUACUGCAAAGAGACUGGGUUAGAUGUCAUUGUUAUUAUUAUUAUUAUUAUUAUUAUUAUUAUUAUUAUUAUUGUUUUUAACUACAUGGUCAGCCUAACCUAUCCCUACAUUCACAGAUCUAUGCUAUUAGAAAUCAAAAGGUAGGCAGAAUAUGUUUUACAAUCAAAUAUAGGCUAAUCCAGCGAGUCUAAAGUGAAAAUGGUUUUAAAGUGGUUUAAAUGGUUUUUGUAAUGGACCUUGACCCAAACAGAACUCCACAAGAAACAUCCAUUGUAAUCAUUCCAUGAUGACUUUGUGUGCAUUUACAUGCAUGAAAAUAUAUGAAUGUGUCUUUGAAAUUAUAUGGGACUCUUUAGUACUGUCUCCUCCCCCAACAAUGUGUCAGUUAAACACUGUAACCUCAUUGACUGUAAAUUGCCCUAAGCCAUCAAAUGGCAGGAUCAAUGUAGGCACCAAAGACUUGGCAAUAUGCCGGAUUGAACUCCGACCCUGUGAUGGAGUGCAAAAGAUGCACUUAUGGACUGAAAUCAAAUGCAAUGUACUUUGUGUGUUUAGUUUGACAAUUAUAUUUGGGCAUUUUAUGAACACAUUUAUUAACACAUGAUGUAUGCAUAAAACAGUUGAAUAAAUCCAUUACUGCACAGAAUGAGGCCACAAUACUUUUAAUGUAAAUACAAUAGAUAGUAGAGAACCCAAAUGUAUAAAAUAUUUUAUUUUAGUUACUACUUAUAAAGAGGAAUAUGACUAGUAUCGGUAGUUUCUAUUUUUGCAUAAUAAACACACCUGCCUUUAUUUUCUCUGAUUUACUCUCUGAAGAAAUAUUGUUUGAGAUAACUAUUAACACAAUCUUACUUCAGCUUUGAACAUGAACCAUUUAAUGAUAUAUACUAUUUAUUAGAUGUCUAAUUUAUUAGUGUUGUUUUUAUUUUCUCAAAAUGUUAGUACAAUAUUCAUUUACAUUUUGUAAAAGCGCCUGUGUGUAUGUUGGAUGGAUAUGAACCUCCAACAGAAAAUUAUUUUGUAAAACAGUGUGCUAUGAUGUCAAUGCCCUGACGGUUUUCUUUUCUUUUGUAAGAUGUGUGGUUUGAUUUUUUAAUCAAUAAAAUAAAACAAUCAUACAGGAAAACAAUAAUUGA
Molecule: messenger RNA, 4429 nt
Organism: Coregonus clupeaformis (lake whitefish)
Lineage: Eukaryota; Metazoa; Chordata; Actinopteri; Salmoniformes; Salmonidae
Product: solute carrier family 2, facilitated glucose transporter member 1
Exons: 10
Coding region: 385-1863 (492 amino acids)
Biological process (GO): monosaccharide transmembrane transport; response to insulin
Cellular component (GO): basolateral plasma membrane; apical plasma membrane
Molecular function (GO): hexose transmembrane transporter activity
Source: RefSeq, a predicted model, not a curated record